Molecule: messenger RNA, 2250 nt
Organism: Fundulus heteroclitus (mummichog)
Lineage: Eukaryota; Metazoa; Chordata; Actinopteri; Cyprinodontiformes; Fundulidae
Product: protein FAM8A1
Exons: 5
Coding region: 2-1015 (337 amino acids)
Source: RefSeq, a predicted model, not a curated record
CAUGCUUCGCUUUUUAAACAUGGCCGACCAAGAAAACAGAAUCAUGGAAGUGGACAAGGGGAAGCAUAAACCUUUCGUUGAACAAGUCAAGGCGCUGCUGGACGACUCUACCAGCAGAACAGAGAAGCGGAGGCGUCCAGGGGGUAGCAGCCAGUCCGCCGACGGCUGCUCUACGGCGGAGUACUGUGAGAAGCUGCAGGCAUGGAUGUGGCAGUACUACACUGGAUAUGUGAACUGGCAAAGCUGGCUGUUAGCUUCAGCUAUGGCCGUCCCUCCCUGUUUACAGCCACUUGGCGGAACGUCCACUGCGCUUGUCUUUAACCCCCAGACCUGGCACAAUGCUCCCUUCGGCCUCCCGUCGUCGCCGUACCCACAUACGGUCAAUUCCCCGAGCAGCCGAGCGGGAGAAGCGGCCGUCGGGGCCCCAGCGGCCGCCCAGCAGCAGCAACAGCCGCAGCGGGACCAUGGAAACGCGCCCAGACAGGGUCGGGAGUACAGCAUUCCUUCACCGCUCCAAAGACUUAUGGCAGAGAUGGUGGAUUUCUUCAUACUGUUUUUCAUCAAAGCAACCAUAAUCAUCAGUAUAAUGCACCUAAGUGGAAUUAAGGAUGUUUCCAAGUUCGCCAUGCACUUCAUCGUGGAGGAGAUAGAUGAAGACACGUCGAUGGAGGAGCUGCAGAAAAUGAUGCUCGUUGCCCUCGUGUAUCGGAUAUUAGUUUGUUUUUACGAGAUCGUGUGCAUCUGGGGAGCCGGAGGCGCCACUCCGGGGAAAUUCCUCAUCGGACUCAGGGUCGUUACAUGCGACUCUUCAGUUCUGGUUCAGCCCGAUAGGGUGCUCGUAGUGCCGGCAACGAACGUCUCCCUAUCUGCGUCCACCGUCCGAGCCUUGAACAAGAACUUCUCCAUCGCCUUCUUUUUCCCGGCGUUCAUCACGCUCCUCUUCUUCCAACACAACCGAACUGUCUACGAUAUGGUCGCCGGCACCAUAGUCGUCAAGCGCUCCAGAGUCAGAUGACGCUAAAGCCGAUGAGGGCGGGGGAGUUAAAGUGACUCUGACCAGGAAAACGAAGAGCGCCCGCCAACCCGCGCCGCGGCCAUGAACAGACGAGUCAGCACAGCGGCGCGGUCUGAAAGACUUCACUUUGAGCCGUUUAGGGUUCAGCCAGCUCGCUGUGUUUCUGCAUGAAGGUGCCGCGUUCAGUGUCUGUUCCUUGCCAAAUGUUUGCUGCUUUAUACACAGGAGGAAUGAAGGUAGAUCUACACUUUUAUUGGUAAACACGAGCUUUGCCUUGUUUAAAAUUCCCUCCGCGUUAGGAGUGAAUGCCACGUCUGGGUCAGCGUUUGAACGGCUGAUCAAGCGUUGCAUCGUCGUACCUCAGUAUCUGUUGGCAUCACGGCUCUGUUUCCAAAAGCCAAUAGGGAGAUUUAAAAAGAAAAAAAAAUGUAAAUAAAAUAACUAAUUUAAACCCUUUAACCACCUGGAAACGUACCCAAUAAAUUCACAUUUAUUCUACUUUUGAAUCUGAAAGAACUUUAUGGUAAUUGGGGGGGAAAAAAAGGAAAGGAUGGAGCAGAAGGUAUUUUUAUUUCUGUAUUUCACUGUCCUGGUAUUUCAUAUACUUUAAGAGCAUUGCUAAAAAAGGAUUAAAAACGUAAUAUUCAUUAUCAGUUUAUGACUUGUAUGGAAUUUAAACCUGCCUGAUGGUUUUGAGCUUUAAUAAUAGUCAAUGAGGCCAAUUGUUAUGCGUUCACGUAUUAAAUUAAACGGUUUUGGAAGUGUUUUGAGGUGGUGGAGCGAUUCCUGCUAAGGUAUCCAGUCUGUGAAAUGCACUGCCUCUCUGUAUUAAUGAUCUCCUUUGCAUAUUCACAUUGGUAAGGGAUGGUCCAGCGUUCCCCACCAUCCAAAUUGAAGCCCAACUUGCAUUUUUAAGGCAAAAAGAAAUGCCCCAGGUAGUAUUUAAAUGUUAUGUCAAUGUUAAGUCAAUGCCAGGGAUUGUACAGAUUUAUUUCAGCAGUUCUUCGGUCCGACUGUGGGAGCGACACACUGUGUUUACUUUGCAAUUAAAACAACAACUCUGGUUUAACGGCACAUGGCCAAUGUAUUGAAUGAAAAAUGAGUCACCUCAGCGUAUCUGAGCAGUCUUUGCUCUGACAGCAUGUAUUCGACGACGAAGCAGCUGAGGUGCGACACAUUUUGUGCAACUAAGAAUUUUUUGCAUUUAUUAAAGUUAAAUAUGAUUACCCUCAGUU